Messenger RNA from Staurois parvus, 469 nucleotides. The record is from the annotation of a GenBank genome assembly. Lineage: Eukaryota; Metazoa; Chordata; Amphibia; Anura; Ranidae.
UCACCGAUCCACGGAAAGAGCCGAAGAUGUCGGCUCGGUCAUGUGAUCAGCUGUGUCCAGUCACAGCUGAUCACAUGUAAACAGGGAAUGAUGAUCUGUGUAGCCCCAGCAGUGCCACCUGUCAGUGUCCAUCAGUGACAGCUUUCAGUGCUCAUCCAUGCCAUCUGCCAGUGCCCAUCAGUGCCACAUUUCAGUGCCCAUCAGUGCCACAUCAAUGCCACAUAUCAGUGCCCAUCUGAGCUGCCUUUCAGUGUCACCGAUCAGUGCCAGUCAGUGCCACCUAUCAAUGCCAGUCAGUGCCACCUAUCAGUGCUGCCAAUCAGUGCCACCUAUCAGUGCCGCAUAUCAGUGCCAGUCAGUGCCGCCUAUCAGUUUACAUCAGUGCUGCCUAUCAGUGCCCACCAGUGCUUCCUAUCAGUGCUGCCUAACAGUGCCAGUCAGUGCCGCCUAUCAGUGCCACCUAUUAGUG